Messenger RNA from Cucurbita moschata (crookneck pumpkin), 1404 nucleotides. Its product is annotated as NDR1/HIN1-like protein 13. The record is from RefSeq and is a predicted model, not a curated record. The transcript has a single exon. Lineage: Eukaryota; Viridiplantae; Streptophyta; Magnoliopsida; Cucurbitales; Cucurbitaceae. The coding region runs from base 120 to 1175 and encodes 351 amino acids.
UGAAUUCAAGUCAUUCUCCAACCAAAAUCAAAGCUUCUUAUGGGCUUAACAUCAUUCCCUCACUCAUCAUCUCCAUCCCCUCCUCUUCCCCUCCUCCUCCUCCUCCUCUUCUUCCCAUCAUGCACCACCCUGAAACCAACCCUCAUUUCCACCGCCCAUUGCAGCCUGACCGCCGUCCUCAGCCACCGCUUCAAGACCCUUCUCUUCCACCACAGCCCCAUCCCGACCCAUAUUCCGACCCAACCACUCCAUUUCCGCCGCCGUCCUCAGCGUCCUCUGCCCAACCUACUAGUGGCAAGACACCACGUUCAAAGAAAAAUCGUCAAAACAUAUAUCCACCGCCGCCACAAUCCGGCCAAGGAUCACAAUCUCAAACACUUGACCCACCUGAGAAAGCGCCACGAUUGAAACGGCACCAUCAAAUUCCAUAUCCAGAGGCGGCCACGAAGUUACCGGAGCAAAAUGUGCAUCAAUCACGUCCUAGAGUGCAAAUUCAAGACCCAUCUGAUUCACAGGAGCCCCAUCCCCAUCACCGUCGAAGAGAUGAUGGAGAUGAUCACAACAGACGAAAUCAGCAGAACAUUCUUCUUAUGCCAUUGCCCCGCCAAACCAAUCCACUAAUGUGGUUUGGUGCAGUCUUUUGUGCAAUCUUUUGGGUGCUUGUAAUUGUUGGAGGCUUAGUAAUCCUCAUUGUUUACCUCAUUUUUCGUCCCAAAAGCCCACGGUUUGAUGUAGCCGCUGCCAAUCUAAACGCAGCAUAUCUCGACAUGGGGUACCUGCUAAACGCUGAUAUGAAUCUACUAGCAAACUUCACAAAUCCAAACAAGAAAGUUAGUGUGGAUUUCAGUUCAAUGAUCUUGGAUCUUUACUAUGGGAACACACUGAUUGCUACCAGAUUCAUAGCUCCUUUCUCAGCAUCCAAACAAGGAUCCCAUUUGGUGAAUGUUCAUAUGACGUCCAGUCAGGUAAGGCUACCCAUUUUAGAGAGUUUAAGGCUGCAGAAGCAAAUUGAAAAUAAUGGGAUAAAGCUUGAAUUAAGAGGGAUUUUCAGGGCAAGGUCCAACUUUGGUUCUCUGCUGAGAUACUCUUAUUGGCUACACAGUUAUUGCACUUUGAUUAUUGGUGGCCCUCCUGGUGGGGUUCUUCUCAGAAUUAAAUGUAAGACAAAACAUUGAGAAUUCAUCUAAAGAAGUGUUAUGAUUUGGGUCUGAUUGUCUCAUGGAGUUUGUUUUUUUGGUUUUUUGUUCUUUUUUUCUUCUUGAAUCAUCUGGAUAUGAAGGAUUUGCAUAAGUUUUCUGGCUUCUUGGGGGAACAAAUGGCAUUAACAUAGCUGAAUUCUGGCUAAAUUCUGUUUGUAUUUGGUUUCCUGGGGAUGAAAUGUAACAAAGACUUAGCAUUCUGAGA